CCGUAGCGCCAGGAAGCAAAAGGCAGUCCUUUCUUUAACCAUCCUCGCCUCUCCCCUUUCGCUGCGUCCGAGACGACGACGCGGCCGCCGCCAUGCCGAAGCUGAGCAAAGAGUCCAAGCAGCGCCUGCAGCACUUGUUCAAGGGCGGGCAGUUUGCCAUCCGGUGGGGCUUCAUCCCGGUAGUACUCUAUCUAGGUUUUAAGAGAGGUGCGGAUCCUGGAAUGCCUGAGCCAACCGUUCUAAGUCUGCUUUGGGGAUGAAGGAGUUAACCACAGCAUUCUGGAAGCCGCUGCUGAGCAGGAAAAAAAGAUGGAGAUGCAUACAUUCCAAAGGCUAGGAAAAACAACACUGAGCUAUGCCACUGGCAAGCAGACUUCCUUGACAACAUGGAAUAUGCUUACAACAUAAUGGAAUUUCCAUUGGGUCUAAUUUAUUUGUGUUAUGCUUUCAUUUUUUCCCUUUAGAAUAAAUAUUUUGUCUGAAA
Messenger RNA from Lacerta agilis (Sand lizard), 484 nucleotides. It is a transcript of the gene TOMM7, whose product is annotated as translocase of outer mitochondrial membrane 7. The coding region runs from base 93 to 260 and encodes 55 amino acids. NCBI's taxonomy places the organism in Eukaryota, Metazoa, Chordata, Lepidosauria, Squamata, Lacertidae. The record is from RefSeq and is a predicted model, not a curated record. Gene Ontology annotation, cellular component: mitochondrial outer membrane translocase complex. The transcript is spliced from 3 exons. Gene Ontology annotation, biological process: protein import into mitochondrial matrix.